AAGAGGAAGAGGGGAGGGCUGGGAGAGAGUGCACAUUAUCUUUUUUGUCUUUUCUUUGAAAAGCUGGAACAGGUGCUUCUAAGAUUUAUGGUCAGAUUUUGUGUGUAAUAGUCUUCUAAUUACUGCCGUUUCUUUUCAUAAACAUUUUUGGAGAUGCUAUGAGAAAGGAAAAGAUGGAACUUGAAGAGACGGAGGCUGAUAUAUCACCUUCCUGGUCUCCUGUAUCUAGAGACAGGCUCCUCACGUGCGCCAACCUGUCAGAUUUUGCAGGGAAAAAAAGAAAACAAGACCCAAGUAGCGAUGCUGAGCUUUCAGCCCGAAUCUUGGAGGACUGUGAAGACGAUGACUUUCCCAUCAGUGACCACAUACAAGAUUCAGAGGGUCCAUGUAACAAAAGAGUCAAGCCGGUAGAUAAAAGUGCUUCGGUCACUGGUAUCAUAACGCCGGUGAAGACCCCAGCUUUGAAACGCUUGGGCCAGUCUAUACAGCGUUCUAUCAGUUUCCGGACAGAGGCCCGGCCGUUGCCCCCAAUGCCAAUAAGAACACGUCAGAAGGCCUCUUCAUUUCCACGCCGGCGGAGCAGCCAGCUGUGGAGCGAUACAGUCGACAGCAUGAGCCACGAGCUCAGUACCAAAGAGAUCAAACGACAAGAGGUAAUCUAUGAGUUAACCCAGGGCGAGAAACAGCUCAUUGAGGAUCUAAGUCUAGUUAAAAAGGUGUACUAUGAGCCAAUGCUGAAAUUGGACAUCAUGACAGAAAGUGAGCUGGGACAGAUUUUUGGCACCCUUGAUUCUUUAAUACCCCUUCAUGAAGAUCUUUUAGCUCGUCUUGAAGGUCUUCGUGGAGCAGAGAAGACUGUGCAAGAAGUCGGCCCCACUAUGAUGGACUGGUUUCCAUGUCUGGAGGCAUACAUCACAUACUGCUGUAACCAGGUUGGAGCAAAAGCUCUGCUCGAUCAAAAGAAGCAGGACAGACGGGUCGAGCAUUUCCUGCGGCUGUGCCAGGAGUCGUCCUUCAGCAGAAAGCUAGACUUGUGGAAUUUUCUAGACUUGCCUCGCAGCAGGCUGGUGAAAUACCCUCUGCUGCUGAAGGAGAUUCAGAAGAGCACUCCACCUGAGCAUCCAGAUGAGGAAGCACUGCCACAUGCGAUGGAACUAAUCCAAAGGAUUAUAACAGAAGUCAAUCUUAAAACUGGAGAGGCUGAGUGUCAGUUUUACAGACGGGGUCUGUGCUACUCAGAAGACAGUCAGAGGGUUCCAGAAAUCCAGGCAUCUCGUUUUUUAUACUGCCACGGUGAACUGAAGAGCACUAAAGGACAGAAGCUGCACGUGUUCCUGUUUGAGCUGGUAUUGGUUUUGACCCGACCAAUGGCACAGGAUAGGGAAGGACCAGUCCAAUUCCAGGUGUACCGUCAGCCCCUCCCAGCUGCUCACCUCCAUCUGGAGGACCUGCCUGAUGGGGAACCAAGCAGCUCUGGAUCCUUUCGUGGGGCUUUUACGGGCAAUGACAAAGUGAAGAACUGCUUUCGUGUGAGUGCCACAGGGCGUUCUAAGUCUCAAUCCCACAGCCUGCAGGCUAAUGACUCCUUCAAUAAGCAGCAAUGGAUUUCAUGUCUGCGCCAAGCAAUGGUCCAGUCACGAGACAGACAGGCUCAAAGCAGCCACUGCAAACCCUCUGAGCGUUUAAGCCCUGACCCUGCGCUCUAUAACAACAUCGCUGAACUCAACCUUAACUCUGAUGUGGAGAUGCCAGACACAUAGACCACGUCCACCGGUGCUUUCCCGUUCAAAGGUUCAUUCACGAACACAGAACUUCACCGUUACUGUGACAGCUGACUUUCUCAGGACGAAUGAGAUCACACAGUUGCUGUCUUACACCCUUUCUAGAAACUGUGAGAAUAACGUCAUGUAGCUAUAUUUGUAUACUCCACAUGUGGAUGGUUGUUGCUGUCAGAUGUCUCAGAUGGAGAAUAUUUCAUUAGGCUUAUGCUUUUUGCUUGUUUUUUCAUUCAUAGAGAAUGCUGUGUCUUAUUUGUUAAAUAUAUGUUAGGCUAUAGGUCAUAAGAACCAUCUCUUCAUCAUUUUUUUUACAACUUUUUAUUGCACACCAUUUCUAUCUCACGUAAUUAAUAAACAAUAACAUUUGUGCAAUCUGAAUGGCACCUAAUCUUAGAUGAAGCCAGGAUUUUUGUCAUUGCAUUUUGGUAGCAUCAGUUUCAAGUCUUUCAUUAAUAUAACCUGAAUAUGAGAGCCUAAAUGCUUAUUUUCUGAUAGAAAUCAGUGGGUUUCAAAAAUCAUUCCGACAAGUCAGGCGAACAGCUUCUUUCUAACACUCUCCUCAAGUGUGUAAGUUUGGAGAGUGUGUGUGAAAUUCUGUCUAAAAAGUCAGAUUGCUUUACUGCAGCAAUAAAUGCAAGUGUACAUCAAUCCACUGUUAUUGUGACAGUCAUAUAUUUACGAGAGUAAAUUCCAUUCAUUUAAUUAUAGGGGGCCCUAGAAAAAAAAAAUCUAUAUACGGGUGCAUUAUAGGAAUUCUGUGGCACUUCUAUGCCAGGAGGUAUUCGUUCCCUUUUUCAUUUCAGUGCAUAAUUGUUUCCGUUUUGUUUUCAAUAAACUGACAACUUCCAUAAAA
Messenger RNA from Puntigrus tetrazona (Sumatra barb), 2631 nucleotides. It is a transcript of the gene arhgef3l, whose product is annotated as Rho guanine nucleotide exchange factor (GEF) 3, like. Gene Ontology annotation, molecular function: guanyl-nucleotide exchange factor activity. Bases 159 to 1760 code for a protein of 533 amino acids. Gene Ontology annotation, biological process: positive regulation of Rho protein signal transduction; intracellular signal transduction. NCBI's taxonomy places the organism in Eukaryota, Metazoa, Chordata, Actinopteri, Cypriniformes, Cyprinidae. The transcript has 13 exons. The record is from RefSeq and is a predicted model, not a curated record.